GUGCUAAUCCUAUUACCUAAAAUUUUGAGCUAAGUAUGAUCGCACGAUAUCCUAAUUACGAUCUGGAUCAAUCACCUAUUUUUAGAUCAGAAUCGGAGUUCUGAUAACCAUGAGUGUAUUCACAAAAAUGGGAUUUGAACUUGGCUGAUUUAGCAAACAAAGGAAAUUCCCAGCCCCGAACGCCAUUUCCAUCAUUGAGAUUUUUCGGAUUUGGGAAUGUCCUCUUCAUCUUCUGCCCAAAUGUUUCAUCUCCAGGUCUUCUCUAUCAAAAAUAUUCUUGAACAUGACAUUGCUGGCUUUGUGGGGGUAGAAAAAAGGUUUGAUUGCCUAGUACUAAAUCCCUGAAGAAAUUAUUUUGGCUAUCCAACAGCUGUCAAUCCACAGCACCUUUGUUUAUCUGUAACGAUUUUCUUUAGGAUUUUCCCCACACUGCAUCCAGAGUUCAGGAGCUAAUUGCGACCCUCGUCCUCUUUUCCAUUCUCAUCCGUCCACCUGAAACUUGUAUUCCCCAUUUCUUCCCUCAUAACCCCCUCAAAUUUCCUCAUUCAAACCUGCGAGUUUCACCAUCAUCCAUGUUUCUCCAUCCUAGAGAAGAAAAAUCGUCGCCUCUGGUCUACUUCCGCAUGGAUGAACAAAGUGAAGUCAUUUUUAAUUGUCUUCAUUAAUGCUCAAAAGCAUAUUAGUGUUAUUCCCGCAACCACUAUUUUGUCACUCUUCCAAGUCAAUCUGCCUCUUAGCGGGAGUUGGCCAGGAGGUUAUGGCUCUCCAACAGAUUGGUGUCUCAGAUGUGACAGCCAUUGAUCUUGUUGACUCCCCUCCACUGGUUAGUCGUGCUGAUCCUUAUUACUUGCCGUUCUUUGAUGAUGCUUUCGAUUUUGCAUUCUCUGCUCAGUUUGACAUUGUUUUGUUCCCCUCUCGGUUUGUUGCCGAGAUGGAAAGGACUGUUCAGAUUGGUGGCUAUUGUCUUUUGCUUGUUGAGGAAUGUACAAAUAAGGAAGUAAAAGAUAUUGCACAGUUGUUUAAGCGAGGAUUUCUGGUUGGUGCCAAUAAUUUAACAUUUAGUGGGUCGAAAAUGACUUAGAAUCGUUAUGAUGAUUACAAAUUUUACAUCAUCGUCAUACCCACUACCCAGUGAAUUCCGCUUAUAAAAAAAACUAUAAGCAUUGUUUAGAAAGGGAAGGAUGACGGCAAUCAUACUCAUAAAGGAGAGCGCUACUAAAAAGUCCCUAUUUGAAUUUAUUGUUGGAUAUAUAUUUGAAUUUAUUGUUUGGAAUGUAAUUGAAUUGAUUAUUUCCAUUUGUAAUUAAACAGUCAGUUUAGUGCUAUAUAGUCGAAUUCAGCACUAUAUAGUUGAAUUCAGCUAAACUGCGAAUCACUCUUACAACGGAAGAUUUCUUUUUAUGUCGAUAUCUUUUGGGAAAACGAGUUCCAUU
Amaranthus tricolor (Joseph's coat) is the source of this 1433-nucleotide messenger RNA. RefSeq lists its product as uncharacterized. NCBI's taxonomy places the organism in Eukaryota, Viridiplantae, Streptophyta, Magnoliopsida, Caryophyllales, Amaranthaceae. The transcript has 2 exons. The record is from RefSeq and is a predicted model, not a curated record. Gene Ontology annotation, molecular function: S-adenosylmethionine-dependent methyltransferase activity. Bases 665 to 1081 code for a protein of 138 amino acids.